Molecule: messenger RNA, 1011 nt
Organism: Darwinula stevensoni
Lineage: Eukaryota; Metazoa; Arthropoda; Ostracoda; Podocopida; Darwinulidae
Source: the annotation of a GenBank genome assembly
GAAAAGGAAGUUGUUGAAAGAUUCCAAUUGAGCAGAGGGUUAGAGAACAUUGCCGACACACUUACUGCGUUCAUGGUUUUGGCUCAUCACUUCCCUCUGUCAUGCGUUGUUGAAGGUGAGAACAUGGUGGGCUUCCUCGUUUGAACAGAAGCCAAGAAAAACGACUUUAUGGGGCUUCGGAAACUCCCUGGUCGCAUCCCAAUUUUUAGGAUAAGGAAGCGGAAGAGGGAAGCAUGCGCCUCGUUUGAAGGCAAAGGCCAAGAGAGGCGAUCGAUGGAAGAGAGAGAGAGAGAGGAAUCCCUACUCAUCCAUCUCUCCAUUCGCUAGACCCGAGUCACAGGAUAUGGCGGACGCGGAAGAAGCUGCAGAAGAGGGUUUAGGAGGUGAGAACGACGUCGUGCGCUUCGCGGCGGAUACGGCGCGACAUAGUAAAAUAUACGGUGCAGCCCGGAACAAGAAAGUGAUCCGAGUCCUCACCGUCGUCGGUUACGUGAUCUCUGUCUCUCUGGCUGGAGUCAUGCUCUCCCUCUAUUACACGUUCAUCUGGGAACCCGGAUCUACUGCAACGGCCUUGCCACACCCCCUCGUCCAGCCAGAACACGAUGACUAUGGUACUUCUGUCCUCGAUUACUGGGGAGAUAUCACGGAAGGAGAAAAUCAGAGCUUCCCAUAUGUUGAAAUGGUAGCGCCUCAAACGGAUCAGCAUGAAACAGCAAGGGGUAGCAAGGGCACUACUCAUUCUCUGCCCUCAAGAGAACCUUGAGAGUUCAGGAAAUGCGUCCUCAGAUCGCACUCCGGCGAAUCAGCACCUUUGUAUCUUCAUUUCUACUGCAAGCCUCAAUAGAAAUGCUUUUUGAAGAGUAAAGGAAAUUCCUACUUGGAUUGAAGCUGUGAUCCAACAUGUCUUCUAUCUUUCUUCUCCAUGUGUCCUCGGUCCUUGUUCCUGUUUUUGUUUUAUUGAGGGGACAUUUCUUUUGUAAUGCAGUCAUUGUAUCAGCAUUUCAAAUUCAC